AUGCCUGCCCGCCCGGGCAAAUCAAGCCAGGAGGGCUACUCGUCGUCGCCGUCGACGGAGGCGCACCUUAAUGAUCCUUUCAACUCCCAGCCACGAUAUUACGAUAAUGAAUCCGACAACGUCGAUUAUGGGCGAAGAGAUACUUAUGCAUCUGACACCAGCCAUCCUGGGUACAACGAUCCAGGCUACUACGACCAGAACAACUACGACGCCUAUCCUCCCCCAGACACCGACUCGGAUGGCGAUGUGUACGGUCAACGAUAUGCACCUUCAGCAGAGUCUCUAGCGCCACCGCCACGCCCUGCCGGCGUGCGAGAAGACUACCCUGCAUGGACAGUAGAGCGGCAAAUACCACUUUCCAAGGAAGAAAUAGAGGAUGUCUUUCUCGACCUGACGCAGAAGUUUGGUUUUCAGAGGGAUUCCAUGCGGAAUAUGUUUGACUUCCUCAUGCAACUCCUGGACAGUCGGGCGUCCCGGAUGUCCCCAAAUCAAGCGCUACUUACAGUUCACGCCGACUACAUUGGCGGGCAAAAUGCAAAUUAUCGCAAAUGGUACUUCGCGGCUCAACUUGACCUCGACGAUGCAGUCGGGCAGACCCAGAACCCCGGCCUGAAUCGCUUGCGUUCCAAACGGGGCAAAGGCGAUACUUCUAGUACUGAUAAGAAGGCACCCGCGCACGAAAAGUCUCUGAAUUCGGCGUUGGAACGAUGGAGACUCGCAAUGGCCAGCAUGAGUCAGUACGACAGGCUUCGUCAGGUUGCACUUUAUCUACUUUGCUGGGGUGAGGCCGCUCAGGUCCGCUUCGUUCCGGAGUGCCUAUGUUUCAUCUUCAAAUGUGCGGACGACUAUUACCGGUCUCCCGAGUGUCAGAAUCGCAUGGAGCCCGUACCCGAAGGCCUAUACUUGAAGACAGUCACGAAGCCACUGUAUCGUUUCAUUCGGGACCAGGGGUACAAAGUUGUCGAUGGCAAGUUUGUGAGGACGGAGAAGGAUCACCAGGACAUCAUUGGUUACGAUGACGUGAAUCAGUUGUUUUGGUAUCCAGAAGGUAUCGCAAAAAUCGUGCUGACAGAUAAGACUCGUCUUAUCGACUUGCCUCCGCCUCAGCGAUUUAUGAAAUUCGACCGGAUCGACUGGAAUCGCGUGUUCUUCAAGACGUACUACGAGAAACGGUCUUUUGGACAUCUACUUGUCAAUUUCAACAGAAUCUGGGUCAUCCAUAUCAGUGUCUACUAUUUCUACACCGCAUUCAACUCUCCCACUAUCUAUGCCGUCAAUGGUCGUUCUUCACCCGCUAUGACAUGGAGUGCCACUGCUCUUGGUGGAGCCGUCGCAACUAUCAUCAUGAUUCUCGCCACCCUCACUGAAUUCUCAUAUAUCCCGACUACUUGGAACAACACGUCGCAUCUGGCCCGACGUCUAGUAUUUCUAUUCGUUACCCUCGGCCUUACAGCUGGCCCUACGUUUUACGUUGCUAUUGCUGAAAGCAAUGGCACAGGGGGUUCUCUUGCGCUUAUCUUGGGUAUCGUGCAGUUCUUCAUUUCGGUAGCUGCGACGCUUCUCUUCUCCGUCAUGCCUUCCGGGCGGAUGUUCGGGGACCGUGUAGCUGGUAAAUCACGCAAGUAUCUUGCCAGUCAAACUUUCACGGCAUCCUAUCCGUCGCUCCCCCGGACCAGUCGAUUGGCCUCCUUCGUCCUAUGGAUUCUUGUCUUCGCCUGCAAAUUCGUCGAGUCGUACUUCUUCUUGACUUCGUCGUUCGGUGAUCCAAUCCGUGUCAUGGUGGGUAUGAAGAUUCAAGGCUGCAGCGACAGAUUCUUUGGCGACGCGCUUUGCAGGAAUCAUGCUGCAUUCACGCUGACGAUCAUGUACCUUAUGGAUUUGGCGCUUUUCUUCCUCGACACUUUCCUUUGGUAUAUCAUCUGGAACACGGUUAUCAGCAUUGGGCGGUCCUUCGCAAUUGGUCUGUCGAUAUGGACGCCUUGGAAGGAUAUCUUCACUCGUUUACCUAAACGAAUCUAUUCGAAACUCCUGGCGAACGCUGACAUGGAAGUGAAGUAUAAACCGAAGGUGCUGGUAUCGCAGAUUUGGAAUGCUGUCAUCAUCUCUAUGUAUCGCGAGCAUCUCCUCUCCAUCGACCAUGUCCAGAAGCUUCUGUACCAUCAAGUUGACGUGGGCGAAGGCGGUCGACGUAGUCUUCGUGCUCCGCCCUUCUUCAUGUCGCAGAGUGACAAAGGGUUUAAGGGGGAGUUCUUCCCACCUGGGAGUGAAGCAGAGAGACGUAUAUCCUUCUUUGCUCAGUCUUUGACUCUUGACAUCCCCGAGCCACUUCCUGUCGAUGCCAUGCCAACGUUCACCGUUCUGACUCCCCAUUACAGCGAGAAGAUCCUGUUGUCGCUACGCGAGAUUAUCCGUGAAGAAGAUCAAAACACUCGUGUUACUCUCCUCGAAUAUCUCAAGCAGCUUCAUCCGAUUGAAUGGGAGAACUUUGUCAAGGACACCAAAAUUCUUGCGCAGGAAUCUGCUAUGUUUACCGGCCCUAAUCCGUUCGCUGGUGACGAGAAAGGCCAAUCGAGGGUCGACGAUCUGCCAUUCUACUGCAUCGGCUUUAAGAGUGCCGCACCAGAAUUCACGCUGCGCACGCGUAUCUGGGCUUCGUUGCGCGCUCAGACGCUUUACCGCACUGUCUCGGGAAUGAUGAACUACUCUAAGGCCAUCAAGUUGUUGUACCGCGUGGAGAACCCGGAAGUUGUACAGCUAUUCGGGGGCAAUACGGACAAGUUAGAACGGGAAUUGGAGCGCAUGGCACGAAGGAAGUUCAAAUUCGUCGUCUCCAUGCAACGGUACUCGAAGUUCAACAAGGAGGAGCAGGAAAACGCAGAGUUUUUGUUGCGUGCGUACCCGGACUUGCAGAUCGCUUAUCUAGAGGAGGCGCCCGGAAAAGACGGUGAAGACUCGAAGAUUUACUCGUCGCUUAUUGAUGGGCACAGCGAGUUCAUCCCAGAGACGGGGCGCAGGCGACCCAAGUUCCGCAUCGAAUUACCCGGGAACCCAAUUCUUGGUGAUGGGAAGUCCGAUAACCAGAACCAUGCGAUCAUCUUCUACCGUGGCGAAUACCUGCAACUCAUCGACGCCAAUCAAGACAAUUACCUAGAGGAGUGUUUGAAGAUCCGUAAUGUUCUUGCCGAAUUCGAGGAAUACUCCGUUUCGACACAAAGUCCGUAUGCGCAAUGGGGUGCACAGGACUUUUUCAAGAAAGCCCCCGUCGCCAUUGUCGGUGCACGCGAGUACAUCUUCUCGGAAAACAUUGGAAUUCUAGGUGACUUGGCUGCUGGAAAGGAACAGACGUUCGGUACCCUCUCGGCUCGGUCUAUGGCGUGGAUUGGCGGUAAACUCCAUUAUGGUCACCCCGAUUUCCUCAAUGGGUUAUACAUGAACACCCGUGGCGGUGUAUCGAAGGCACAGAAGGGCUUGCAUCUCAAUGAGGAUAUUUUUGCUGGUAUGAACGCCUUCGGACGCGGUGGACGAAUCAAGCAUACAGAGUACUAUCAGUGCGGCAAGGGUCGUGACCUUGGGUUUGGCACUAUCCUGAACUUCCAGACGAAACUUGGAACGGGUAUGGGCGAGCAAAUGCUUAGUCGAGAGUACUAUUACAUGGGUACCCAGUUGCCCAUUGAUCGCUUCUUGACGUUCUAUUACGGGCAUCCUGGCUUCCAGAUCAACAACAUGCUCGUUAUAUUGUCGAUUCACCUUUUCGUCGUCACCCAACUCGUGGAACGAGGAACAUGGAAAGCCAUCCUUCGUCUUGGCAGGCAGUUUGGCUCGCUCUCUCCAGUCUUCGAAGUGUUCUCUACCCAGAUAUACACUCACUCGAUCCUCAGCAACUUGACGUUUGGUGGGGCUAGGUACAUCGCUACCGGACGUGGCUUUGCUACAACCAGGAUCAACUUCAACAUCCUCUUCUCUCGCUUUGCCGGACCGAGCAUUUAUCUUGGAAUGCGUACACUUAUCAUGCUGCUAUAUGUCACCCUCGCAGCUUGGACCCCGUACUUGCUCUACUUCUGGAUUUCCAUCCUGUCUCUCUGCGUUGCGCCCUUCAUCUUCAACCCCCAUCAGUUCGUAUUCACCGACUUCAUCAUUGAUUAUAGGGAGUUCUUGAGAUGGAUGUCUAGGGGUAACUCCAGGUCGCAUGUCAACUCCUGGAUUGGUUACUGCCGUCUUUCGCGAACCAUGAUCACUGGUUACAAGAAAAAACGGCUGGGUCAUCCCUCUGAGAAGCUGUCCGCCGAUACCCCUCGGGCUGGAUGGCGCGCGGUAAUCUGGACGGAAAUCGUCUUCCCAACGGUCAUGGCCAUUCUCUUUGUCAUUGCCUACAUGUUUGUCAAGUCUUUCCCCGACCCCAACGGCAAUCAACCACCAAGCCCCCUCAUUCGCAUCGCCGUCAUAUCCAUAGGCCCAAUUGUUUGGAACGCCGCAAUGUUGUUGGUGCUCUUUUUGAUAUCUUUAUUCCUCGGUCCAAUCCUCGAUCCUAUGUACCCCCGAUUUGGUUCAGUUAUGGCUUUUAUUGCCCAUGUCCUAGGAGCAGUUGGCAUGAUCGGGUUCUUUGAAUUUUUCUGGUUCCUUGAGCGAUGGGAUGCGUCCCACGCCGUUUUGGGCCUCAUUGCCGUCAUUGCCAUUCAACGCGCUGUUCACAAGAUCUUAAUCUCUGUCUUCCUCUCUCGAGAGUUCAAGCACGACGAGACCAACAGAGCGUGGUGGAGUGGUAGAUGGUAUGGUCGGGGCCUUGGAUCGCACGUUAUGUCACAACCCGCUCGAGAGUUCAUUGUCAAGAUCAUUGAACUUUCGUUAUGGAGUUCGGACCUUCUGCUUGGACAUCUCCUGAUGUUCAUGUUAACCCCCCCGAUCCUGAUCCCCUACUUCGAUAGGCUUCAUGCGACUUUGCUUUUCUGGCUUCGUCCGUCAAAGCAAAUACGUGCCCCGUUGUUCUCUAUCAAACAAAAGAGGCAGCGCCGCUGGAUUGUUGUGAGAUAUGGGACUGUUUACGUACUUGCCAUCACCAUAUUCGUCCUUUUGAUCGUUCUUCCUGCCGUAUUCCGCAAUACUUUGCGUUUCGAUUGCACUCUAUGUGACAAUCUAUGA
Pleurotus ostreatus (oyster mushroom) is the source of this 5136-nucleotide messenger RNA. RefSeq names its product 1,3-beta-D-glucan synthase. Bases 1 to 5136 code for a protein of 1711 amino acids. The record is from RefSeq and is a predicted model, not a curated record. Gene Ontology annotation, cellular component: plasma membrane; 1,3-beta-D-glucan synthase complex. Gene Ontology annotation, molecular function: 1,3-beta-D-glucan synthase activity. NCBI's taxonomy places the organism in Eukaryota, Fungi, Basidiomycota, Agaricomycetes, Agaricales, Pleurotaceae. Gene Ontology annotation, biological process: fungal-type cell wall polysaccharide biosynthetic process; (1->3)-beta-D-glucan biosynthetic process. The transcript is spliced from 13 exons.